This is a messenger RNA of Hyaloscypha bicolor E, 774 nucleotides long. RefSeq lists its product as uncharacterized. Lineage: Eukaryota; Fungi; Ascomycota; Leotiomycetes; Helotiales; Hyaloscyphaceae. The transcript has 3 exons. The coding region runs from base 1 to 774 and encodes 257 amino acids. The record is from RefSeq and is a predicted model, not a curated record.
AUGCGGGUUUCUGAGGCACUUCUCUGGGCAUCCGCAGCCGUUGCAAUCGUGAGUGCGGUGGCUUUGGAGGCAGCUGUCGUUACACCUGCCCCCGUUCCUCCAUACCACGAGGCUCUCCGUCGAUACCGAACAGGACGAGAACCUUUCAAAAAUAUCAAAGAGCGUGACGAAUUAGAUAAUCUCGGUUUUUGCUGGGGAGGUCUUGAUCAGGUCACCGUUUGCGACACUUCAGUCAAACUUUCAGACGAGUGCUCCUCUUUCCAGACAGCUGAUGAUUGGGGAGCUUACUGGAAGUGCUUGUGUGAGAAUGGAGGGAUAUCAGCUCAACAGCAAUGCGACUGGUGCGAGGCUGCAUACAGCAUCGAUACAAUAUCCGGUUAUAUGGACAUGGCUACAUCAGAGUGCUCGUCCUACAGCGCUUCGAUUGCACCAGUUCCGGCUUCCUACCUUGCCCUAGCAUCUUCGUAUAAUGCCACAUAUUCGGGAUUUUCCACAACACCAGCGAAGACUGGGACCGGCAGAGGAUCAAGCCCGACGAGCUCAGCAUCGGGAAAGAAAACAGGUCCGACUUCGUCGCAUGCAUCAACAACAUCUGUUCGGACAUUUGGCGGAGGAGGUGCCGCACCUACUUUGGCUGUGCCGAAUACCCAGGUGCAAUCAUCUCCUACACCUACAGGUGGAGUUAGGACUGGUGCUGCACAAGGUUGGAGAGAUUCUGCGGUAUCCUCAUUUGUUGUGGUGACAUUUGGAUUGACGGCGCUGUGCUUGCUUUGA